Molecule: messenger RNA, 2038 nt
Organism: Dendrobium catenatum
Lineage: Eukaryota; Viridiplantae; Streptophyta; Magnoliopsida; Asparagales; Orchidaceae
Product: cytokinin dehydrogenase 6-like
Exons: 4
Coding region: 429-1532 (367 amino acids)
Biological process (GO): cytokinin metabolic process
Molecular function (GO): flavin adenine dinucleotide binding; cytokinin dehydrogenase activity
Source: RefSeq, a predicted model, not a curated record
CAGAGAUAGAUCUAAAAAGACUUGGUUGGAAAAUAUUAAAAAUGACAUUUCUUUAUUAAAUGGCAUUUCUUUAUUAGAUUUAAAUGAAAAUUUCAUUUUUAACAGGACAAAAUAGAGAAGAAUGAUUCAUAUAACUGAACCCACGCUGAUAUAAAGGCUUCAUGUUGUUUUGUUGCAUUAAAUUUUAGAAAUCUUUAGAUAUUAAUUUGAUUGGAUUUUGAGUUGUAAUUAAUCAAAUAGACAUGUAACUACCAAAUUUCAAAACCUAUAAACCCAUCAUAAUCUCAUGAAGCGGAGAUCAAGUGAUCGAUAUUAUCCCUCAAUAAUUACUCACAAAACAACAAUAGUCCAUGAUGAAGGGCACAAUUAAUCAUUAUUUUGUUGAUAGAUGCCUACAAAUGACAUAAAAAUUUAAAUUUAAUUCUUUCAUGAUACCUAUAGCUCCAUUCAAUUUCCUUCAUUAUUUGAUAAUUAACCAUUCAUUAAUUAUGGUUUGGUGUUGUGUAGGAAAGGGGGAGAUGCUAACAUGCUCAGAAGACCUCAACCAAGACUUAUUUCAUGGUGUUCUUGGAGGAUUAGGCCAAUUUGGUGUCAUCACUAGGGCUAGGAUUGCCUUAGAACCAGCUCCCACUAUGGUAAUAUUGUUAGUGAGAUGGGUCGCACUGGCCUACAGUGAUUUCAGUAAAUUUGCCAGUUCUGAGGAGUACCUGAUUUCCUUGGAUGGGAUGAAGGAGAGCAAGAAAGGAUUCGACUACAUCGAAGGCUUCUUCUUCUCAAACAGCAGUCAUGUAGAAAACUUUAUUUCUCCAUUUCUGUCUGUAGAGGAUCGAGAGAUCGCCGGCGCCUUAGCUGACCAGAAUGCCGGGAUCUACCUCAUUGAAGCAGCAUUUCAUUACAAUGAAAGCUCUGCAUCCACUGUCGACCAGGAGAUUGAAACAAUUAUCAGUGGCGUGAUCAAUGGCUUACAGGUCAAGUUUACCAGAGACCUCCCUUACACCACAUUCAUAGACCGGGUUCGCAGGGAGGAGCAGAAGCUCCGUCGUCAUAACCUGUGGAACCUUCAUCAUCCAUGGCUAAACCUGAUCGUACCCAAAUCAAAGAUAAACAUUUUCAAUGAGAAGCUCUUUAAGGGCAUUUUCCAAGAGGAGAAGCCCUUGGGUGUCUAUCUUGUUUAUCCCAUGAAUAGAAACAAGUAUAACUUAACUAUAAAAAAAUACUGCUGUAGGUGGGAUGAGAGAUGGUCUCUUAUGUUUCCUGAGGAAGAAGAAAUCAUUUACAAAAUCGGACUUCUGAUCACCGCUGAUGCCAAUGAUGUGGAGCGAGUUUUAGGUCGCAUUAAGGAGAUCAGGAGCUUCUGUAAUGAGAAUGGCAAUGGGACAAAGGAGUACACGCCAUGCUACAAAACUACAGAGGAGUGGAAGAGGUAUUUUGGAUCAAAAUGGGAGAGACUUGUGAAGCUGAAGAAGAAGUAUGAUCCUAAGGCAAUUUUGACUCCAGGGCAAAUGAUAUUUACUUCAUCACUUCUAGACUGAUUUCCAUAGAAGCAAUGCAGUGGAAAAGCUGAAUAAAGAUUUCAAAUGACAACCUGUUUUUACUCCUGAAUGGAUUUUAAGUAUUUCUUGAGUAUUAUCUUAAGUUUUUUUUUCCUUCUGUGUCAAAAGUGAGUUCAUAUUUUUCAUUUAAAAUUUUUUGAAAAAAAAUAUCAUUUUUAAGUUCAUCUUUGCUUUAUUCAAUGGAGUUAUGAGCUAAUUCAUGAAGCAACUCGCAUUUUUAUAUAAGAGAACUAUUAUUUUAUUCUAUAUUAAACAUUAUCAGCACAACUCACAACUGUAACAAAGAUAGCCUUAGACUGAUUGUUAUCUGUUUGAUUUUUAACAGUGAAAAGGAUUUGGACGUGAAAUUUAAUUAGAAGCAUGUCUUCAGUACUGCCGCUGGUCUACUCAAAUUUCUAAAAACUUUGAUUCAGAAUGAUUAGUCCCGAUGCAUCCACAUAUUUAUUCAAAAACUAUGAAUCAAAGGUCAUAAGUGUGACUAAUAA